GCACACUCUUUCUAUCCCUUACCUUUCGAGCCACCGCAUCGUCAUCGGUCCAGCAGCGCCUUGCUCAAGUAUCCUCACCUCAUCCUCUGUAAGUCGAGUCGCUCCCAUCUUUUUAUCCUUCCACAGUCCCACUCCCAAAGCCCAUCAAUGUCUCCAAUAACAGCUGCUGAGCCGUGAGGCAAGCUACCGGACGAGCUCGAGCGUGCGCAAACGGACACGGCCGCCUAAUCCAGACCUGUUUCCCACCCCGCACCUUCGCCAUGGCCUCGGGCAGCCGCGCCACGCCCACGCGCUCCCCCUCCUCCGCGCGGCCCGCGGCGUCGCGGCAAGCGGAGCAGCAGCACCACUACACGCAGUCCUCGGGCGGGAGCACGUCCCGCGCCGGAGGGGGAGGGGGUGGAGGAGGAGGAGAAGGAGGAGGAGGGGGAGGCGCGGCCGCGAGCGCCGCAGCAACGGAGUCGGUCUCCAAGGCAGUGGCGCAGUACACCCUGGAUGCGGGCCUCCAUGCGGUGUUUGAGCAGUCGGGCGCGUCGGGACGCAGCUUCGACUACUCCCAGUCGCUGCUCGCGCCGCCCAGCACCUCCUCCGAGCAGCAGAUCGCCGCAUACCUCUCUCGCAUCCAGCGCGGCGGCCACAUCCAGCCCUUUGGCUGCACGCUCGCCGUCGCCGACGACUCCUCCUUCCGCCUCCUCGCCUUCUCCGAGAACGCCGCCGACCUGCUCGACCUAUCGCCCCACCACUCCGUCCCGUCGCUCGACUCCUCCGCGGCGCCUCCGCCCGUCUCUCUCGGCGCCGACUCGCGCCUCCUCUUCUCUCCCCCGUCCGGUGUCCUCCUCGAGCGCGCCUUCGCCGCGCGCGAGAUCUCGCUGCUCAACCCGCUCUGGAUCCACUCCAGGGUCUCAUCCAAGCCCUUCUACGCCAUCCUCCACCGUAUCGACGUCGGCGUUGUCAUCGACCUCGAGCCCGCCCGCACUGAGGACCCCGCGCUCUCUAUCGCUGGGGCAGUCCAGUCCCAGAAGCUCGCGGUCCGCGCCAUCUCCCGCCUCCAGGCGCUCCCUGGCGGGGACGUCAAGCUCCUCUGCGACACGGUCGUCGAGCACGUCCGCGAGCUCACGGGAUACGACCGCGUCAUGGUGUACAAGUUCCACGACGACGAGCACGGAGAAGUCCUCGCAGAGAGCCGGCGCACUGACCUCGAGCCCUACCUUGGUUUGCAUUAUCCUGCCACUGAUAUCCCUCAGGCAUCACGUUUCCUGUUCCGGCAGAACCGCGUACGAAUGAUUGCUGAUUGCCACGCUGCUCCGGUGAGGGUCAUUCAGGACCCUGCAAUGCCACAGCCACUGUGCUUGGUUGGGUCGACGCUGCGUUCCCCACAUGGCUGCCAUGCACAGUACAUGGCUAACAUGGGUUCCAUUGCAUCUCUCGUUAUGGCAGUGAUCAUCAGUAGUGGUGGGGAGGACGAGCACAACAUGGGGCGGGGCGCCAUCCCGUCGGCCAUGAAAUUGUGGGGCUUGGUGGUGUGCCACCAUACAUCUCCACGGUGCAUCCCUUUCCCACUGCGGUAUGCAUGUGAAUUUCUCAUGCAGGCCUUUGGGCUUCAGCUCAACAUGGAGCUGCAGCUUGCGUACCAGCUGUCAGAGAAACACAUUCUUAGAACACAGACCUUACUCUGUGACAUGCUACUCCGGGAUUCACCGACUGGCAUUGUCACACAGAGCCCGAGCAUAAUGGACCUUGUGAAGUGUGAUGGUGCUGCGCUGUAUUACCAUGGGAAGUACUACCCACUAGGUGUUACUCCCACAGAGGUUCAGAUUAAGGAUAUCAUCGAGUGGUUGACGGUGUGCCAUGGAGACUCGACAGGGCUCAGCACAGAUAGCCUGGCUGAUGCAGGCUACUCAGGUGCUACUGCAUUAGGGGAUGCAGUGUGCGGGAUGGCAGUAGCUUAUAUCACGCCAAGUGAUUAUUUGUUUUGGUUCCGGUCACACACAGCCAAGGAGAUAAAAUGGGGUGGUGCAAAGCAUCAUCCAGAGGAUAAGGAUGAUGGACAGCGGAUGCACCCACGAUCAUCUUUCAAGGCAUUUCUGGAAGUGGUGAAGAGUAGGAGCUUACCGUGGGAGAAUGCUGAGAUGGACGCAAUACAUUCCUUGCAGCUCAUAUUGCGUGACUCCUUUAGAGAUGCACGAGAGGGCACUAGUAACUCAAAAGCCAUUGUCGAUGGUCAGGUUCAGCUUGGGGAACUAGAACUGCGGGGCAUAGAUGAGCUCAGCUCAGUUGCAAGGGAGAUGGUUCGGUUGAUCGAGACGGCUACAGUACCCAUCUUUGCAGUUGAUACUGAUGGAUGUAUAAAUGGGUGGAAUGCAAAGGUUGCUGAGCUGACUGGCCUCACAGUUGAGGAGGCAAUGGGAAAAUCAUUGGUAACAGAUCUUAUCUUCAAGGAAUCUGAGGAAAUAGUUGAGAAGCUACUCUCGCAAGCUUUAAGAGGUGAGGAAGACAAAAAUGUAGAGAUAAAGUUGAAGACAUUUGGGCCAGAGCAAUCUAAAGGGGCAAUUUUUGUUAUUGUCAAUGCCUGCUCUAGUAGGGAUUACACUAAAAAUAUUGUCGGCGUCUGUUUCGUCGGCCAAGAUAUUACGGGGCAAAAGGUGGUCAUGGAUAAAUUCGUCAACAUACAAGGGGAUUACAAAGCUAUUGUACACAACCCCAAUCCUCUAAUACCGCCAAUAUUUGCUUCAGAUGAGAAUAUUUGUUGCUCUGAAUGGAACACGGCAAUGGAAAAACUCACAGGAUGGUCGAGAGGAGAAGUUAUUGGUAAGCUCCUGGUUGGAGAGGUAUUUGGAAACUGUUGCCGACUUAAGGGCCCAGAUGCAUUGACAAAGUUCAUGAUUGCCCUUCACAACGCUAUAGGAGGACAGGAUUCUGAGAAGCUCCCCUUUUCCUUUUUCGACAAAAAUGGUAAAUAUGUACAGGCCUUAUUGACGGCAAACACAAGGAGCAAAAUGGAUGGUGAGGCCAUAGGCGCCUUUUGCUUCUUGCAGAUUGCGAGUCCUGAACUACAGCAAGCCUUCGAGAUUCAGAGACAACAAGAAAAGAAGUGUUAUGCCAGGAUGAAGGAACUGGCUUACAUUUGCCAGGAGAUAAAGAACCCUCUCAGUGGUAUCCGAUUUACAAACUCUCUGUUAGAGAUGACUGAUUUAAAGGAUGACCAGAGGCAGUUUCUUGAAACUAGUACUGCUUGUGAGAAGCAGAUGUCCAAGAUUGUAAAGGAUGCUAGCCUCCAACGUAUUGAGGAUGGCUCUUUGGUGCUUGAGAAAGGUGAAUUUUCACUUGGAAAUGUCAUGAAUGCUGUUGUCAGCCAAGUUAUGAUAUUGCUGAGAGAAAGAGAUUUGCAACUUAUUCGAGAUAUCCCUGAUGAAAUCAAAGAAGCCUCGGCAUAUGGUGACCAAUAUAGAAUCCAGCAAGUUUUGUCUGAUUUUUUGCUAAGCAUGGUGCGGUUUGCUCCAACUGAAAAUGGCUGGGUUGAGAUACAAGUCAGACCAAACGUAAAACAAAAUUCAGAUGGAACAGAAACAAUGCUCUUCCUCUUCAGAUUUGCCUGUCCUGGUGAGGGCCUCCCCCCUGACAUUGUCCAAGAUAUGUUCAGCAACUCCCGCUGGACAACCCAAGAAGGCAUUGGACUAAGUGUGUGCAGGAAGAUCCUCAAAUUGAUGGGCGGUGAGGUCCAGUACAUCAGGGAGUCAGAGCGGAGUUUCUUCCUCAUUGUGCUCGAGCUGCCCCAGCCUCUGCAAGCGGAAAGUAGGGAGAGGAGCUGAUAUGGCAAGCUCAAAGCUGACCUCGCCUAACUGUUCGGUCAGUCAGGUGACCUGAGAUCCCCAGAUAGAAGGAGAAGCCCGCGGAACCAAUAUCACUUGGAAGAAGAAAGUCGGGAGCUGCAAAUGUAAUUCCCGCCGGCCACUCCUGGUAACUCUGGUGUUGUCCGAUUAGAGUUUUACGGCGCCGAGUAAUGAACAUCAACACUGACGGUAACCUAGCUCGUAGCAUAGGCCAUGACCACUUGGAUAAUACAUACCAUGUUCUUACUUGCUAUGAAUAUAUACAUUGUAUAUCAUGCAUAAGGAGAGCUGUGCAGCUCCCAUGAUUGUAUUCUAAUACAUAUUUUGUCCUCCCGAUCCCUUGCCAUGAAUCUGUUUCUAUUUA
Molecule: messenger RNA, 4191 nt
Organism: Brachypodium distachyon (stiff brome)
Lineage: Eukaryota; Viridiplantae; Streptophyta; Magnoliopsida; Poales; Poaceae
Product: phytochrome B
Exons: 4
Coding region: 261-3806 (1181 amino acids)
Biological process (GO): regulation of DNA-templated transcription; detection of visible light; protein-tetrapyrrole linkage
Cellular component (GO): nucleus
Molecular function (GO): protein homodimerization activity; phosphorelay sensor kinase activity; photoreceptor activity
Source: RefSeq, a predicted model, not a curated record